Molecule: messenger RNA, 7430 nt
Organism: Thunnus maccoyii (southern bluefin tuna)
Lineage: Eukaryota; Metazoa; Chordata; Actinopteri; Scombriformes; Scombridae
Gene: wdr81
Product: WD repeat domain 81
Exons: 12
Coding region: 332-6559 (2075 amino acids)
Biological process (GO): aggrephagy
Cellular component (GO): mitochondrion
Molecular function (GO): phosphatidylinositol 3-kinase regulator activity; protein binding
Source: RefSeq, a predicted model, not a curated record
GUCUUACAGCUGCAGGGCAGCAGAUCACAUGAGAUGGGGCUGGUGUUGUGUCACGUGAGAUGUCGCUUCUAAAACAUGGCUCCAACUAGCACUGAACAAAACAUCCUGGGCUGACUGACUGUCGUCUGUCUGCUGACACGCAUCUGUAAACCUCGGAAAUGGAGCGAGUACACGUCGCAUCGCAAGGGACAGGCUGGAGAAGAGAUUAAGUCUGACCUCGGUGUUCAGGAUUCCUUCCUCCAUGGAUGUGUGAAAGUCAUCUUCAGUGGAAGACGGCAAGGUGAAUGCAACUAGACGGUGUGCACCUCUGAACAAACAUAGUAUACUCACCAUGGAUUGGCUGAUGCGUGCAGUAGAGAAAGACUUGGGGGUUGACCGACGGCAACAAGGUCCAGGACCCCGUCCCCGGGAGCUUGUAGCCCUUGUUCCUACGCGCUGGUUGAUGGGCCUCAGGGACAGGAGGGUGAUGCGCUGCGCCCGCUUUGACAGCAUCAGUGAAGCAGAAAUCCGCACAUACCUUCAGUGUUCCCAAGCAAAGUUGCCUCCUGGCUGGACACGAGUGUGCAUACAGGGCCUGAGGAAAAGCAAGCUUAGCUACAGAUUGGCCAGAGACCCAUGCCAUCAACAAAUGGAAUUAACAUCCAAGGAUUCGUAUAACAAAACCAUGCAGCAUGUGUCACAACACAAUGUCAGGAAUCUGUGGCGUGAAGCUCAUUACAAACUUGUGCAGCCAUAUGCAGGAGCCAAUGAGCAGAUGCAUGUCGCAGCUGUAGAUGCAGUGCGUCAUGCGCUACAGAAGCUCUUCAAUUCCACAUUCAUCUCAUCUGACCGAGUGUCACCAUCCCUUUCUCCAGCCAGAGAGAAGGAGAAAGAAAACUACUUGCCAACCAGUUCAUCUUGCUUUUCCAAGUCUCAUUCAGACCAUCUAUGUCCUAAUGUUCUCUCUGCAGAGUGUCUGCUGGAGACAGCAGAGAUGCUCUACGUGGUUCUACCUUACACGCAGUAUUCACUCCAUGAUAUUGUCUCCUUCAGCCCAGCCAAGCUCGCUAACAGCCAUGCCAAAGUGUUAUUCAUUCUCUACCAGUUACUAACAGCCCUAGAGGCAUGUCACGCAGCAGGUCUGUCUUGUGGAGAGCUCUCCCUGCUGGACAUAGCAGUAGAUGAGCAGCUCUGCAGCCGUCUCAAGCUCAACCUAGCCCAUUAUGAGGAACUGGGGACAGAAGGGGAUGCAAACAAUGACGUUACUGGCAGACAAGUGCCAAAAAGUGUCCUGCCAAGGGAAAAUGCAUGUGCGAGCCAAGAGAACAAAAGACUUUGCAAAGACUGCUUUGAUGAGCUCAAGACAUUGGUCCUGGACUGGGUCCAUGGACGAGUCAGUAACUUUCGCUACUUGAUGGAACUCAAUAGGUUAGCAGGGAGACGAGAAGGAGACCCUAAUUACCACCCAGUGCUGCCAUGGGUGGUGGAUUUCACUGUGCCAUUUGGAAAAUUCCGGGACCUCAGGAGGUCAAAGUUCAGGCUCAACAAGGGGGAUAAACAGCUGGACUUCACAUAUGAGAUGACCAAAGAGGCUUUGGCAGCUGCAGUGGGCAAUGGGGUAGGAGGAGGCGGCGUAGGUGGAGAUCUCAGUGGCUCUGUAGGUGCUGGCGGUGCUGGACAGUCUGACCACCUUCAUGUACCUCAUCACAUAUCUGAUGUGCUCUCAGACAUUACAUACUAUGUCUACAAAGCCCGGCAGACACCCAAGUCAGUGUUGUGCAGCCAUGUUAGAUCCCAGUGGGAGCCUAAUGAGUACCCAGCCAGUAUGGAGCGCAUGCAGAGCUGGACUCCUGAUGAGUGCAUUCCUGAGUUCUACACAGAUCCCUCCAUUUUCCGCUCAAUCCACCCUGACAUGCCAGACCUGGAUGUGCCUUCCUGGUGCAAGUCUUGUGAAGAGUUUAUUGAGGUCCAUCGGCGCCUUCUGGAGAGCAGAGAGGUGUCCCAGCAUUUGCAUCACUGGAUAGACCUCACAUUCGGCUACAAGCUGUCAGGUAAAGAAGCUGUCAAGGCCAAGAAUGUGUGCCUGCACCUAGUGGACAACCACACCAAUCUGUCUACCUAUGGAGUGGUUCAGCUGUUUGACCAGCCUCACCCACCUCGCUUAUCACCUUCCCAGUAUGCCCCAGCAGAACCUCCUCUCCUCGGUCUUGCUGCUCUUAAUGUGCCUUCUCUACAUAUCCCACAAGUUGACACAGUGGCUGACACUGUGGAUGGAAUGGUGCCAGAGUCCACAGGGUGCGAAUCUAGUGGCUGGACCAUGGUAGACAGAGAUGAAGAACUUGAACAAGGUACAGAGGCUCUGGACUCAUUAGCAUCCACUGGCUCAUCCAGUUCUGUGUCCUGCUCUGUGCCACUGCCAAACAUGAGUACGGCGGGAGGAAAGAUGGGAGGAGACCACACAGCACUUAUUGUGUCCCAGUCCCCAAGUUCAUUCCCUGGUGAUUUCACAAGCGGCUUGGGUCCUGGUUUACGCAGUUCCAUGUUACAGAGAGGUGGGCCAUUGAACAAAAAACAUGGGGAGGGGAGUGUGACCACCACCAAUACAGAGGAAAUCAAGAUCAUCCUCCCUGAAGGCUUCAACCCAUUGCAGCCUUUGGAAGAACUGGAGAAGUUGAACAAUUUUCUGGUAAAGAGUCUGCACGCUGAAGUAUGGCAUCCUCCAGGAUCUAGUGAAUGCACAAGAGAGGGUGCGAUGAUUGAGUCUCUACCCUCUCUUACGCAGCUGUACCAAAGAGAUAUGCAGGCUCUUGGUGUUCUCAUUGCUGAGAUAUUCUACUCCUCCAAACUGAGGGGACUGAAACCAGGCGCCCCCCUCAGACAGCGUUUCCAAGCUGUUAUGAAGCUAUGCUCUGCCAGCCUCCGUGAUGUGCCACUGUCUUUACAUCAUGCUCUUGAGACGCUGCUGCUAAUAGAGAAGCACUCUGGAAUAGCACAUAGAGAAGUACCAGAUUGCCCAUGUCCACUCCUUUUCAAGUACGACCCCAUCUGUGAUGGCCUCCCUCCCCCAAACCCCUGCCAAUUAUUGAACUCAAUUAUCACCCCUUUACCUUUCCCUUCCUAUUUUCCAGCACUUCAUCGUUUUAUCUUUUCCUACCAUGCCAAGAUGGAGACUACAUGUAGCAUUCAAGGAAGAGAUGUGGUCUUUCACCUGUGGCAGCAGUUGGAGACACUUUUGCGAGGUAACAUCACAGCUGAGGGUCUUGAGAUUCUCUUGCCGUUCAUUCUAGCCCUCAUGCUUGAGGAAUCCACCGCUGUGUAUGCUGCUUGGUACCUAUUUGAGCCCAUCUCUAGAGUGCUGGGUCCCAGAAAUGCAAGCAAAUACCUGUUGAAGCCACUAAUCAAUGUAUAUGAAAAUCCUCACUGCCUACGAGGACGUUUCUAUCUCUACACCGAUUGUUUCAUUCUGCAGCUGAUUGUGAGGCUCGGCCUGCAGGCCUUUCUGUCCAGCUUACUCCCCCAUGUGCUACAGGUCAUCACUGGCUUUGAAAGCUGCAUCUCAGGCUCUGGCGGGGAAGCUUGUAAAGGGAUGAGGAGUGGCACCUGUAACCUAGGAGAGGAAGAAGAAGAAGACUUUCAGUGUGGUGAGGUGCGGCCAUCAUCAGGGUCUGUUAGCAGAGACAUGGGAGGUAGCAGUGGAGCUAGUGGGGGAGUUGGGGUGGUGGGAGACACAGGGCUGGUUGACUACUCCUCUGGAAUCAGUCUCAGUGACCAGGUGUUCCUCACAGAGGCAGAGGACUUUCAGAAUGGCUUCUAUGUCAACAGUGGAGCAGGAAAACAGCAGAGCCAGAACUCUGUAGCCAAGGAUCAAGACCAAGAGUCUCUGAGUGUGGGGAAGCUAAGCGACAAAAGCAGCACAAGUGAACUCUCACUGGGCGAUGGAGACUCAAUGCGGGAUCGAGCCAGUCUUAAAUCAGCUGACAGCACCCAGGAUCUGAAACAGGCCAGUGAGGGAGAGGAGGGAGGAGAGCUGGAGGAAGAGGAGGUGACUGAGGGUAAAGAAGGAACAGAUGACCCCACUGUGCCAAACCCAGAGCUCACUCUUUCUGGUUGCACAGAAGCUUCAGGAGCCACUGUUGCCACUCUAGAGGGCGAAUUUGUGAAUGGAAUGGCACUGGAAGAGACGGAGAAAGGCCUUGUGGGAGAGCAAGAGGAGGAAGAUGACCAUGAUCCAUCAGAGGAAUCUGAGGAGAAAGAGCAGAAGAUUCUUCUAGAUACAGUCUGCAAAACAGUUCGAUGGCUAUCAGCAAAGCUUGGACCAACAGUGACAUCUCGAUACGUGGCCAGAAAUUUGCUGCGAUUGCUCACUAAUUGUUACAUUGGGCUUGAGAACCACCAGUUUGUGGCCACUGCAUCUGAAGAGAGCAGUCUGGAGGGUGUGGGAAUGGGCAGCGUGUAUGAGAAGAAACCAGUGGUGGGUGACCAGACAGCAGGGCCUGUACUGGACUGUCUCAUCUACAUAGCCCAACUUUAUGGAGAACCUGUGCUCACCUACCAGUAUCUGCCUUACAUAGGAUAUCUGGUGUCUCCACCUUCUUCACAGCGUCUCAACACACGUAAGGAGGCAAGUCUGCUUGGAGCUGUUGCACUUACGCAGAAGAUCAUUGUCUUUCUCUCUGAUACCACUCUGAUGGACAUGCUUAUGAAGAUUAACCAAGAUGUGCUUCUGCCACUACUGGAUCUGCUCACCACCCCCCGUAUGGGGUUCCCCAGCGGGGUGCAGACACGCACUGCCGUCUGUGUCAAGACACUCAGCUUGAUGGCUCUCAUCUGUCUACGCAUCGGGAGAGAGAUGGUGCAACAGCAUAUGGCUGACACUCUGCGCCGUUUCUUUGCUGUUUUCUCUCUGCUGCACUGUCUGCAGCCCCAGCUGGACAGCGCCCCUCGCAGAGUUGUGGGAGAGGUCACAGUGGUGGACAUUUGCACACCUGGAGAGACAAAUGUGACAUACGAAUUGGGGGUAUUGGAGGAACUGCAAACUGUAUUUAACUCUGAGAUGGCUCAUGCCUCCUACAUCCCUUUUUACUGCCUCAUAGGUGACAUGGCAAUUCGGAAACUGGUUCCCAACCACGAGCUGGUCUGGCAGUUGGCCCAGUCCUACCAUCAGAGUUUGAGCCGGGGAAGCCCAGAGGCGAACGUCACAGCAGCAUCCAGGGUGGAGCUUGCUCCUUCCUCCAUGGGUCUGUCUCCUGGUUUCAGUAGACGUAUGGGUUGCAGCCCCUUCCCUGCACCUUCAACUAGCUCUACUCCAGUGGGAGACUCCCUCCCUGAGUCGGGCACGUUUGGGAGCCACCUGGUAGGAAACCGUAUCCAAGUGUCCCGGGACACUGAUUAUAGUAGUAGUCCCAACCUGGGCUUGGCCAACUCUUGGGGGCGCUCUAGCCAUACUACCCCUAUAAUCACCGCUGCCUCCACCUUCACCACUCCAUCUGUUGGCACAGCUUCCUUUUCCUCCGCCUGGGUGACAGGCCCCACCCCAGAGGAUAGCGCUCUGAAGCAGGAGCUCCCUCGCAGUGGUCGCUCCCUGCAGGGCAACUGGCUGGCUUACUGGCAGUACGAGAUCGGCCUCAACCAGCAGGAUCCACAUUUCCACUUCCACCAGAUCCGUCUGCAGAGCUUCCUGGGUCACUCGGGUACCACAAAGUGUUUGGCACCACUGGCAGGGGAGGAUUACUUCCUCUCUGGUAGUAAAGACAAGACUGUGAAGCUUUGGCCCCUCUAUAACCACGGUGAUGGAACACAAGAGGUAGAGCCCAGGCUGACGUAUAACGAGCAUCGAAAGUCAGUGUUCUAUGUUGGACAGCUAGAGACUUUACAGGAGGUAGUCAGCUGUGAUGGUACUGUGCACCUGUGGGACCAGUAUACAGGUAAGCAGAUCCGCUCGUAUGAAGCUGUGGAUGGGAAGAAUCCCAUUACAGCUGUCACCACCAUGCCAGCUCCACACUGCAGUGUUGUUUAUGGCAGUGCAGAUUCUGUUCUCCGCUUCAUUGAUCCUCGCAAACCAGGAUUGCAGCAUGAAUUCCGUCUGGCAUACAACAAUGUGAGUGCUGGGCUCAUCCGCUACCUGGCUGUGAGCCCUUCAGGGCGCACUGUGGCUGCAGGUUUCUCAUCUGGCUUCAUUGUUCUGCUAGACGCACGCACAGGACUUGUUCUGAGGGGCUGGCCAGCUCACGAGGGAGAUAUCCUCCAAAUGAAGGCUGCAGAAGGGAACUUGGUCAUCAGCUCCUCCACGGACUACACACUCGCUGUGUGGAAAGAUCUGGAGCACAAGCCUCUUCGCCAGUACAAGUCGCAGUCCGACCCCAUCCAUGCCUUUGAUCUUUAUGGUUCAGAGAUUGUAAGCGGAACAGUGGCUAACAAGAUCGGGGUGUACUCAAUGGCAGAUAUCUCCCUGAGCCCUGUUAGCAGCACAAAGCUGAGCUCAGAGAACUUCCGUGGAACUCUGACCAGCCUGGCAGUCCUGCCCACCAAGAGGCUUCUGCUGCUUGGCUCUGAGAACGGCGCCAUCCGGUUAUUAGCUUAAAUCAGUGGUUCCCAGCUACACUUAACACUGUUAUCACUGACCUUGUGUCUUAUUCGUGAAGACACCAAGUGUCUGAGCUCUCUCUGUCCCUCUCAUGUGAUUGAGAUCAAUUGUACUGGUAGGGCAGGUUGUCAGUCCCUCUAAAUUGCUUUUUGAAUGAGGCAGCACAAGUACAGGCAUUCCAUACGCUUCAUGUCUACUGACUCUUGCCACUCUGGCUGUUGGCACUGACCAAAUUUGAUGGACGGGAAAAGUGUGCCACUUUUGACAUUCAUCAUGUACAGUAAAUCCUGUGAUUUUUUUUUUUUUUUUUUUUUAAAGGAUUUUUGCCUAUAGAUGUAUAGAUAGUAUAAUUCUUAUCUUGACAGGAUCAUUUAUUCUUUUGACUAGGUCAAUUAUUCUGUUCAAAAGAAUUAAUCAGAAGACGUGCUCAGGAAGGUGGAACCAAACAUGGUUCUUAUGUAGUGUUUACACUUUCCAAAUAGAUGCAUACCAACACCAAAAAUACAUCGACCUCACCUCUCAUGUCCCUUGAUGUUAGAAUACAUGCGUAUCCAAUGCACUGAUUAAACUAUGCAGUAUUUGUAGAUCAAAUCAUUUGUUUGUGUUAGCGUUACUCUGCAUUUCAUAAGAGUUGUUUCACAAUAGAUUGUUUAUACAUCCUGAACAAUAAAAGUACACUGUUCUGUUGACAGUCUUGGUGCAUCUUCUCAGAGUGGAGACCUUCAAUUGACGUUGCAUACUAAAGUAAAUUACUGAUGCACAGCCUUUAUUCUCCUGCACAAGAAUGGCCUGAAUUGUAACAUUAAGAUUCUCACUCGGAUUUUAAAGACUGAAUGUUUUUAUCCACUAAUAAAUUACUUGAAGUUUC